Molecule: messenger RNA, 2402 nt
Organism: Loxodonta africana (African savanna elephant)
Lineage: Eukaryota; Metazoa; Chordata; Mammalia; Proboscidea; Elephantidae
Gene: LYRM9
Product: LYR motif containing 9
Exons: 7
Coding region: 349-627 (92 amino acids)
Source: RefSeq, a predicted model, not a curated record
AGGCGCACUGCCGCCGCCGCGUCCGCCGCGUCCGCCGGGUCCGGGGUGGACGUUCCUCACUGGAGGCCGACGGGAAACAGACUUGGAGAUGGGACUUCAGAAGUUUGUCCGGGGUCCUGUAACGGGCAAGUGAUGGAGCCACAUUUGAACACAGGCUGUCUGAUUCCAAAGUCCACAAACUUGACCUCCAAAUUCAGAGGAAGCUGUAGAUGACGUCCUUGGGUUUCUAAAAAGCAUGGAGAGCAAGGCUGAAAAAUAAAUAGUGGAUAACAGCACAGAGUUUCCUCUGGUGGAAGGACGGAGAGGCCCACGCUUAGAGCACAGAGAGAUCCCUGCUAACCGAAGCAGAUGCAACAAACUGUGGGCAAACAGGGGUGGCGCACCUUGCAGAUGGCCCCGCUUCCGGGGGCAGAGCUAGUCCAGAGGCCGCUGCAGCUCUACCGAUACCUGCUGCGCUGUUGCCAGCAGCUGCCGACCAAGGGCAUCCAAGAGCAUUACAGACAUGCUGUAAGGCAGAGUUUCCAGGUUCAUGCAGAUGAAGACGACCCUGAGAGAAUCCAGCAGAUUAUUAAAAGAGCCAUUGAGGAUGCCGACUGGAUCAUGAACAAAUAUAAAAAACCAAACUAGAAUCCAGGGCCUAAAAUAUGAAGCUGUCCUAAAGACAUCUGAAGUUGAGAGGCCUCUUUUCUUCUGGAACUAACCGGUGGCAGCAGUUUUAGAAUACCCACCGGCCUUGCUGGCUGAGAGAACAAGAAGUCAGAGGGAGACAUUGGCCUUUGCUCAGAUGGCUCUUCUCACCUUGUUCCUGAUGCUGGCCUCCUGUAUGUUUGCUCUGUCGGCUGCCCCUUAUGACUUGGGGUUUGGGGAGAAUGUGGAUUUUUUGUUCUUUAUCUUUUCUUUUUUUGUGUGCAUGUUCCUCUUUUUGUACUUUGCCCUAAAAGUGCUUCAUCUCUUCUGGAGGUCUCUUAACCAUUCUCUGAGACCCGAGGCAGCCGUGUACUCAGAUGGCAGGCUGAACAGAGGCAGGAACACGGGCUCCAGAACCAGACAGAUCCGAAUGUGAAUCUCAGCUCAGCUGCUUUUCGAGAUUUUUCAGGUUCAGUUCCCUCCUCUGCAAAAUGGCGACUCUAGGGUUGUUGGGAGAGUUAAAUGGGAUUAAGUCAAAGUGCCUAACAUGAGCUAUGAUACAUGAUUGUGCCAGUAGAUAUUCCCACGCUGCUCCCUCCUCUGCUUCUGUAGUGCUUGGGACAUCUCUGCUUUAGCGCACACCACGUCAGGUCUUCGUUGAUUUGUUUAUUGGCUUGUCCCUGGAUGCAGAGAAGACUUGUGUCCUGUCCCUCCUUGUACCCCGGAGCCCUCGCAGUUGUGUGGUGCCUGCCCAGCACCCUGCCAUGUAUGCCCAGGGAAGUACAAGCCCCGGUCCUUGCCUUCAAGGAGUUGACAGUGUCCCUGAAGGGGUGAAAUGUGCAUGAAACAAGGAAGAAUGUCACAGCAGCUAUAGUGGGUGCCGACAUGUACAGGCUUCGAGAGUGGGAGACCUGUCUUGCCUGGUCCUUCCUGUUUUGCCACCAUCUUGGAAGGAAGGAGGGGAGCCGGGAAGGCCCCUGAUCAUCCCAGCGAGGAAGGUUCCCAGGCUAGGAUUGUUUACUUCCCUGCCUGAAAAGGCUUUGCAGGCGUCCCCAGGUGUCUGGCCGUGGUUCUACCAUUGGGACCCCUUCCUAGCAGAGACUGAAGGAAUUGGGGGGAGAGCGGGGUGUUGAGUCUCCUCAAGAGCCAGAGCGUUGGAGCAGCCAGAAGAUGCUAGAGAAGCCAUUCUGGGGCUUGGUAUUCCCCGAGGUCACUCAGCCAGAGGGUUGAGCCAGUAUGUGUGUAUAUCCUUGUGAUUAUGUGACUUAAAGUGAUUCAGAUACAUAUGUAUGUACUCAAGUGACUAAUAAAUAAUGAAAUAAAUGUAUCAAGUUGUGAAAUCUCUGGUCUCUUCUCGAACAAUGUGCUUACUCUUUCCCUAAACGUGUGUGUCCCUACUGUGUGCUGGAGGCCCUGGGUGUUGCAGAUGGUUAAGCACUUGACUACUAGCUGAGAGGUAGGCGGUUUGAAUGCACCCAGAGGCACCUCAGAAGAAAGGCCUGGAGAUCUACUUCUGAAAAAUCAGCCACUGAAAACCCUGUGGGGUACAGUUCUACUCUGAUACAAAUGGGGUCGCUAUGAGUUGGAAUCAACUGAGUGGCAACUUUUUUUUUUUUUAAAUAUGUACUAACAUUGUACAAGGUGCUGAGGUUUAAAGAUGAAUAAGAGAUGAAGCUGCCCCUGAGAGGCUGAUUCUUCAAGGGUUGACCAGGCACUGGUUCCACUGUAGGCAACAAUCAAUGAGGUCCAGUUUGGCCCACCAAGGUGCAGGCAAA